Messenger RNA from Sclerotinia sclerotiorum 1980 UF-70, 831 nucleotides. RefSeq lists its product as hypothetical. Lineage: Eukaryota; Fungi; Ascomycota; Leotiomycetes; Helotiales; Sclerotiniaceae. The coding region runs from base 1 to 831 and encodes 276 amino acids. The record is from RefSeq and is a predicted model, not a curated record. The transcript has 2 exons.
AUGUCCGACAAACUUGUUCCUUCAGAUCCAGAAAAAGUCAUGGUUAUUCGUGACGUGACUUCGAAUAUCACGACACUUUCCGUGCCUUUCUCUCGAUUUGGUAUGAUUAAAAUCGGUGGGAGAGCUACUAUAGUACGACUCACAUCCGGCCAACUAGCCGUCUUCUCCCCAGUCGCCCUCACCCCAUCCGUAUCAACCAAGCUCCAAUCCCUCGGAAACCGAGUCGCAUACGUCGCGGCACCCGAUCUCGAACAUCACAUCUUCCUCUCCGACUGGCAUAGCGCAUACCCAAAUGCGCAUUUCAUCGCACCAGAAGGGCUCGCGGAAAAACGAGCCCAACAAUCCAAAAGUAAUCCCAAAGUCACCAAUAUCCAUUUCCAAACCAUUUUUACCCAGAAAAACAAAGCGGAAAUCAAGAUCUCGGAAGAAUUCGACGCCGAUUUCGAUUAUGAAUAUGUGGAUGCGCAUCCGAAUAAGGAAUUGGUAUUCUAUUACAAACCAGAUAGAACAUUGAUCGAAGCAGAUUUAAUGUUUAAUCUACCAGCUACAGAGCAAUAUUCUAAGACUGGGGAGAAUCCAAAUUCAGGAUGGGCUACAAAGUUAUUUGGGGGGAUAAUGACUACGAAAGGAGCAGCAACAUGGCAUAAGAGAAUGCAAUGGUAUGCAUUUAGUAAAAAUGAUAGAACGGGGUUCAAUCAAAGUGUGAAGAGGAUUAAUUCCUGGGGUUUUGAAAAUAUCGUGCCUUGUCAUGGAGACACCAUUAUGGGAAAUGGAAAGGAAAUCUUUGAAAAGGUGUUUGCGUGGCAUUUGCAAGGAAAGAAGUCUGGCUGA